Microcebus murinus (gray mouse lemur) is the source of this 3391-nucleotide messenger RNA. Lineage: Eukaryota; Metazoa; Chordata; Mammalia; Primates; Cheirogaleidae. The record is from RefSeq and is a predicted model, not a curated record.
GGGAGGGGGCGUGCCUGACUUUUUCUCCCUCGAGGAAAUUAGCAAUGGGAAGUGUAUUUCCUCUGGCUGCCGGAAAUGUCUCCAGCCUGUGUCCCAGCUCCAGCCUCAGCUGAGCCCUGGGGGUCCACAGAAGGUGGGGCAGAGGGGACCCAGCUCUUAAGAGCUGGCUCAUUUCUUGUCACAGCUCUCCGGUGCCCACGGAAUUACAAGAAUUAUUCAAAUACUGCCCGUUAUAUAGACGAUAUCACAUUCUACCAAAGAUCUUCCUAUCUGUGAUGCGAUUAGUAUAGAGGUUGUGUUCCCUUUUACAGAAGGGGAAACUGAGGCUCCCGAAGGAGAAGUAAUUUCCUCAGUGUCACAGGAGGAAGGAGGGAGACAACUGAGGGGCAGAGAGAGGAAGAGAAAGAGGACAGAGGAGAGGGGAGAGAUGUAUUGGGUGACACUGUCUGGGUGAGACGUUUCCAUUUGAAAGGAUGGCACCAGGAGUAAGCCCCCACCCAUCCUGUCUCCGCAGGACCCCGAAGCCUCUGUCCACGGUGAGGCUGGGGUGGGGGCAGCAGCAGCUCUGUCUCCGAGGACCCCACAGGGGACAGGACUUACCGAGCGGGACUCAGCCCUGACCUUUCAAAGUGAAUUAUGAAGCACAGAUCUGGGCUUUUCAUCUCUCCCCCGCCGCCUGUUCCCCUGGGUCCCUCCCACCCUCGUCGGAGCCAGAGCCGGAGCUGGAGGUGGAGCCGGCUCACGCCGAGGGUGUGUGUUUCUCCUCCCUGCCUCCGGCCUCUGGAUAGCUUCUGGAAUGACUUCCAUGUGCAGUCAUUGUACAUUGAGCGCCUACUGUACUCUGGGCCUCUCCCAGGGGCUAAGAAUACGGCAGUCAACAAGGCACACAGAGUCCCUGCCCUCCUGGGACACCCAAUCUAGACAGAGAGACAGACACAGACAGACAAGAUACAAGGUGACAAGAAGAAAAGCUACCGCAGGGGGAGGUGGGCAGGGCUUUGGGUGGAGAGGGGCUCCCUGGGGAAGUGAGGGAGCUGAGCAGGCUAAUCUUAAGAUGUGAAGGGAGAAUGUUCUAGACGGAGGGAACAGUAAGUGCAGAGGCUUUGGGGCUGGAAAAGUCAAUACCGUUGAGCCUGCCAAGGUGGGCAGGGUCGGCGCAGCUGCCCAGACCACGCAGGCAGAGCCUUUUCACCUGGGCAAGGAGUUUGGAUUUUACUGCGAGCCCAUUUGGAAGCCACUGGAGCGUUUCAAGCAGAGAAGCAACAACAGCUGAUCUCCACGUUAGAAAGCUCUUUCCGGCUGCCAUGUGGAAAGUGAGUGCUGCACAGCCAGCUGUGGCCUGGGCUGUCAGGCAGGGCCACUUCAUUCCUGCUCCUCAGACCCCACCAGCACCAAGCAAGUCCCUCCCCUGCCCUCCUCAAACUCCCCCUUCCACCCAAACCCCUCCUCUGAUCUAGCCUUUACUCACCUCCUUCCUGUUUCCUAAAAUCCCUUCCCACAGUCCCCAGACUGAGCCUUUCCUCUCUGUCCACCCUCCGCAGGGCACCUCCCGCUCCGUAAUCACCUCCUCGGGUACUUUACUCAUUUCCUUUUAUGUCCUGGGAAAUGCCAGCACUCCCACCUGCGUUGCCUGGUCCUUCCAACACUCUGUAACUGUAGUCUGUCUGGUCUCAACACUGUGUUGCAUAUUUCCUGUGCCUUCUAGAACAUUCCGCUCCCCCUGCCAUUACUUCAACACCUAGCACACUUACCUCCUUGCUCCUCUACAAACAUCUUCCUCUCACCGCUGCCUGCUGGUGCUUUCAUCCAUGCUAUAAACACUGUCCUCGGCCAGUUUUUGUGUCACCCCCAUAUUCUCUCAUUUGUGCCCUGAUUGGGUCUAUAAACACCCCCUUGACAAAGCUCUUUAUUCAUCUGCCAUCCAAAUCUCCCUGCUGUUGUAACUCUAUCCCUCGUCCAGCCUUCUGCUCUCAGGCCCUACCCUCCCCUGCUCAGCCUGUGCCUCGAUUCACGGUCAAGCUCCUCUCUUCCCCGUGGGCUGCCUCCCGCCAUGUUCCCCUGAGCCUCCAAGGAAGGGGCUCAGGGGGCCCCAUGGCCUCCCGCUGCCCGUGGCCCCACAGCCCCCGCGGGCCAGGGGAAGCGUCCAGAAAGCCUCAGUGCCGAGGAUGGGCAACCGCACGUGGGAGGGCUGCCACGUGGACUCGCGCGUGGACCACCUCUUCCCACCGUCCCUCUACAUCUUCGUCAUUGGCGUGGGGCUGCCUACCAACUGCCUGGCCCUGUGGGCGGCCUACCGCCAGGUGCGGCAGCGCAACGAGCUGGGGGUCUACCUGAUGAACCUCAGCAUCGCCGACCUGCUGUACAUCUGCACGCUGCCGCUGUGGGUCGACUACUUCCUGCACCACGACAACUGGAUCCACGGCCCCGGCUCCUGCAAGCUCUUCGGGUUCGUCUUCUACACCAACAUCUACAUCAGCAUCGCCUUCCUGUGCUGCAUCUCGGUGGACCGCUACCUGGCCGUGGCGCACCCGCUGCGCUUCGCCCGCCUGCGCCGCGUCAAGACGGCCGUGGCCAUCAGCUCCGUGGUCUGGGCCACCGAGCUGGGCGCCAACUCGGCGCCCCUGUUCCACGACGAGCUCUUCCGAGACCGCUACAACCACACCUUCUGCUUCGAGAAGUUCCCCAUGGAGGGCUGGGUGGCCUGGAUGAACCUCUACCGGGUCUUCGUGGGCUUCCUGUUCCCGUGGGCUCUCAUGCUGCUGUGCUACCGCGGCAUCCUGCGGGCCGUGAGGGGCAGCGUGUCCACCGAGCGCCAGGAGAAGGCCAAGAUCAAGCGGCUGGCCCUCAGCCUCAUCGCCAUCGUGCUGGUGUGCUUCGCGCCCUACCACGUGCUCCUGCUGUCGCGCAGCGCCGUCUACCUGGGCCGGCCCUGGGACUGCGGCUUCGAGGAGCGCGUCUUCUCGGCCUACCACAGCUCGCUGGCCUUCACCAGCCUCAACUGUGUGGCCGACCCCAUCCUCUACUGCCUCGUCAACGAGGGCGCCCGCAGCGACGUGGCCAAGGCCCUGCACAACCUGCUCCGCUUCCUGGCCAGCGACAAGCCCCAGGAGAUGGCCAACGCCUCGCUCACCCUGGAGACCCCACUCACUUCCAAGAGGAACAGCACGGCCAAAGCCCUGGCUGCUGGCUGGGUGGCGGCUCCGUCCUCCCACGGGGACCAGGUGCAGCUGAAGAUGCUGCCACCGGCACAGUGAACCCCGACUGGUGCAGAGCCCCCAGUCCUCCUGUCGCAUCCCACAGCCCCUUCUUUCCUGGUCUGGCGUAUGCAGAUUGUAUGUAAAUAAGGCUUGUUAAUAUUCAUAAGAUUGCAAAAACACAGGAAAAGAGUGAG